AUGUUCUGCCUCCGCAGCUGGCUUCCUCUCCUUUUCAUCCCGACGAACGCAUCGCCGGCUUUCAUCUUUCUAUUCUUUGUCUGCACCUACUUCCUCAACAGGCCCUGCGUAUACUGCUCUUUUCUCCUGCUUAUCCUCUUCUUGACCUCCUGCAACUGGUCCGACCGCUGUUUCUUCGACUUCAACAGCAACUGGUUUCAGUCCAGGCCGGGCGGGAGCUUCAUAUACCUGCCCAUAUCGGGAUGGAGGUCUGAGGGGGGCGCCAAUUUGUCUGCCACAGAGGACAUCAACGCCACAGCAUCAGCUGCUGUCACAGAAAUGCUCAACACCACAGCCGGCGCAUUAGUUACCGCUGCCACGGAGCAGAUUACACGAACAAAGGUAGAAUGGACGGGACUCGGCAUGGAAUGGUUGCGAAGUUUGUUGGGGAGAAGAGAAUGGCGAGUCGAGUGUCUCGAUCUCUACAUUCGGCUAUAG
Lasiosphaeria miniovina is the source of this 477-nucleotide messenger RNA. RefSeq names its product bladder cancer-related protein BC10-domain-containing protein. NCBI's taxonomy places the organism in Eukaryota, Fungi, Ascomycota, Sordariomycetes, Sordariales, Lasiosphaeriaceae. The record is from RefSeq and is a predicted model, not a curated record. The transcript is spliced from 2 exons. The coding region runs from base 1 to 477 and encodes 158 amino acids.